AUGGCUGAACGAAGGCAACGUGCUUUGUCAACAUCAGGGGAAGCAUUAUAUGGAAUCCUGGCCCUAGAGAAGGGAGCAACACAUGAUGAGAUUAAGAAGUCCUACAGAAAAUUGGCCCUGAAAUAUCAUCCUGACAAGAACCCUGACAAUCCAGAGGCUGCCGAAAAAUUUAAAGAGAUUAACAAUGCUCAUGCAACACUGACUGAUCUCUCCAAGAGAAACAUAUAUGACAAGUAUGGAUCCUUGGGGCUCUACGUGGCAGAACAGUUCGGGGAGGAAAAUGUUAACACGUAUUUCAUGCUCUCUAGCUGGUGGGCAAAGGGUCUGUUUGCAGUCUGUGGCCUCCUGACGGGCUGCUACCUCUGCUGCUGCCUCUGCUGCUGCUUCAACUGCUGCUGUGGAAAGUGCAAACCCAAAGCACCCGAAGGGGAAGAACAGGAGUUCUUCGUGUCUCCAGAAGACUUGGAAGAGCAAAUUAAGAACGACAUGGAAAGAGAUGGAGAAACUCCUAUUGUGCUUCAGCCGACAAAUGCAACUGAAAAGACGCAGCUCAUAGGGGACAGCCAUCGGAGCUACCGCACAGACUCCUAGAGCCGGCACACACAGCCUGGUGGUGCUUCCCAGAGAGUGUCACAGCAAGGAAAAACGUGUGACAAGCUCUGCAGCCUGUUCCUGUAACUAACCAAGAGUAACCUCAGAGUAAUUUCCUGUCAAGGCAGAAUCUCC
Lagopus muta (rock ptarmigan) is the source of this 726-nucleotide messenger RNA. RefSeq names its product DnaJ heat shock protein family (Hsp40) member C5 beta (gene DNAJC5B). The record is from RefSeq and is a predicted model, not a curated record. The transcript is spliced from 4 exons. Lineage: Eukaryota; Metazoa; Chordata; Aves; Galliformes; Phasianidae. The coding region runs from base 1 to 591 and encodes 196 amino acids.